Molecule: messenger RNA, 1681 nt
Organism: Rosa chinensis
Lineage: Eukaryota; Viridiplantae; Streptophyta; Magnoliopsida; Rosales; Rosaceae
Product: agamous-like MADS-box protein AGL61
Exons: 1
Coding region: 749-1429 (226 amino acids)
Biological process (GO): positive regulation of transcription by RNA polymerase II
Molecular function (GO): RNA polymerase II cis-regulatory region sequence-specific DNA binding; protein dimerization activity; DNA-binding transcription factor activity, RNA polymerase II-specific
Source: RefSeq, a predicted model, not a curated record
GAUAUUAACACUAACUCUUGGUUUCUGUAUCGUGGUCAUUGACAAUGCAAUUCUAUAGUUAUUCAGAAGACAAGGAUGGUUUUGCUGAGACAGUUUGUCUAUGCAAUUUUGUCUUGCAGUAUGAGGAUUUGAGAUGAUACGCCUGAAUUACUUCAUAUGAACUGUGCCAUUAAAUAGAUUGUGCGCGUUUGACAUUUACCCCUAUAUUUUAGGUGUUGAUACUGCUGAUAAAGAUCGAAACGAAAUGGACGCAGUUGCCUUUUACUUUUGCCACAUGAGAAGAACCAGGAGACUACCUGAAAAACAAUAGCUCCUUGUUUCAGUCGGGUGCUAUCAGAGUCAGGUGCAGAUUGCACAGCACAAGUGUGUGUGUAGGUGGGUCACAUUGACUUCUAAAAUUCAGUUUAUGAGUCUCUAUUAUUCCAAUCAUAAUGGGGUUAUUAAUGUUCGGAGUAAUAAUCUACCAAGUGAAUAAAAAAAAUUUAACUUCCCAAAGAUCUUCCUUGGCAAAAAGAAACUUCCAAAAGAUCUUGUGUUAUAAUAUACUGUAAUGGAGCAUUAAGACCCCAGUAGCACAAUAAAAUCCCAACAUAAGUGCUACUUUAAGAGCACUAGUAUAAAUAUAUGUUUAUGUAUGGAUACCCCCCAAAACAUCACAAGUUGAUUCACUGCAAAAACAGAUAAGCUAGCAUUAGUAUUGUUUCCCUGUCUCAUUCAUUAUACUUCCUCCACAAUCCAAAUUUCUUCUAUGGCGAUGAAGAGCAAAAAGCCUAACCAGGGUCGCCAAAAGAUUGUGAUUGCCAAAAUACCAAAGAGAAGUAACUUACAGGUCACAUUCUCGAAACGUUGUUCAGGACUCUUCAAAAAGGCUAGUGAGCUCUGCACACUCUGUGGAGUUGAGAUUGUGAUCAUAGUCUUUUCUCCGGCUAACAAGCCAUUCUCUUUUGGCCAUCCUAGUGUUGAGAGCCUCAUCAGCCGCUUUCUUACUCCAAGCCAUUUAUCAAUUUCAUGGAGUACUCAACAUCCUCAGUACUGCAGGGAGGUUAGUGUUGAACAUAAGCUCAAUAUGCAGCUAACACAGACUCAAGGUCACUUGGAGGCAGAAAAACAGCGAGGAGAAGCACUUGACAAGCUGAGUGAAGACAGCGAGAGAUCAAGCCAUUGUCAGUGGGAAAACUCCAUUGAGGAACUUGGAUUGGAUGAGCUUCAGACAUUGAAGGCUGCGUUGGAGGAGCUCAAGAAGAAUGUGACUGAAGAAGUCCACAAAAUGAAUGACCCUUGCAAUUCUUCAGUACCAUUCUUUAUGAUGAAUGGAAUUCGACUUGAUCAUCGUCUUUCCGAGAGAAAAGCCGUUGAGAUUAAUGUAUCACAUGGUUCCAUGAUCCCUCCUAGUGCCUAUAGCUUUGGUUAUGAACAUGGCUUUUUCUGAAACUUCCUUUCUUUUAGUUAAUUGCUCUUCUUUCUUUAGAAGGCAGUUACAAGCUAGCACCUUGCUAGCACUAAAUAAUUGGUGUUCUGUCUUUCAAUUAUGAUUGUAGAUGUGUAGCUAUGAGUUUAGUUUGCAAGCAUCUUUAUCUUUAUGGCAUUGGAUCAUAAUCCAUAUGCCUAUAAGAAGAAUUAUAUGAUAUUCUAAUCAUUAAAAAGCAGUUAAGUUGAGCAGUUACAUCUUAAUAAAUACUAA